Molecule: messenger RNA, 885 nt
Organism: Tuber aestivum (summer truffle)
Lineage: Eukaryota; Fungi; Ascomycota; Pezizomycetes; Pezizales; Tuberaceae
Source: the annotation of a GenBank genome assembly
AUGCUCGCCUUCGGCCACAGUGACGAGAGCCCGGAGGCUUUCCCAUUUGGGAUGCUCAGCGCUCCCUCUACACUUCGAGCAGGAAGACCCUCACCCAGGUUUUGAUAUUUAUUUGCGGAGGUCAGCCCUACAGGUGUGUUGCGCGUUAUUGACAUUGUAUUUGUCACCGGGGACUUGGUCUAGUUCCGUGGGAAUCGGAUGUCUGUUUUUUUGGGACCUAGUACGCCUACGCUCCAUUUCGCUACUGUUCUCAUGUGCUGGUGGACGGCAGGCGGGCCUUUCUCGCUUUGCAUGCAUGCAGAUGAGUUCGUCGGAGGUAGUAGGCGCACUGCAUUGACUGAUGGCGAUCGCCGUGGGGGAUCGGAGCCUGAGUGUUCUGGAACUGUAGCUUAUGAGCUUAUUCUCGUAAAAGACGGCAGUGGGGUAAGAAGCUUCUAUUUUUCCAAUUCCUCUCUUCGUCGCUCUGCCGGACGCCUUAGGUUGGCUCGGGCUGCGGCGAGGAAAAUUGAGUGGUGCAAAGCAAUUGCACUAUUGGUAGUGAGUGAGUGUCAAGAGGUUUUCACGGUAUUGAUGUCCAAUUGGUGGGCGUACCUGAGCGAAUAGGGUAAAUUGGAUGAACAGGGGAAGCUGUAGAGUUCUGGUCGAAGCUAGGUCAAGUGGUGAGGGCCAGAGGGUGCUGAUACCCCAGGCAGGUCACGUUUUUGUGGUACCUAGGUGCCUGUCGUCUCAAAUAUCUAAAAGCUUUCCACUCUCCCUCUCCUCUCCCAGUCUGGUUUUUUUUAUUUAUUUCUUCGAUAGUAUUUUUUGGAUCUUGAGAAAUUUGAACCAUUGAAAUUUCUCUCCAUCGCCGCAAAAUUGAAUGUCCGUCUCGAGAUAAACAUUUAA